AUGAUGCUUAGUAAUAUGUAUAUUAUACUGCUAUGUUUUUUAAAAUUUGAAACAUAUGCAAUAUCUGUUGAUUAUUAUGGUAGUGAUGAUUCGAAGAAUGAGAAACCACAUGAUAUAGCGUACAACAGAUCUGAUUCAAGACGAACAAUGAUGAAUGCUACUAACAUAACCGCGGAUAUAUCUGACUGUUCAGAAGAUUGUGACGACGACGUUGAUGAAAAGAUUAUAAUUUCUUUUCAAAUAGACAAAAGGCCACGACCAACAAAUACCUCAAUACCAACUUUAAGUUUCGCACCAGAUAAUUCCACUUGUGCUCCUAUUGUAGACACCCAAACACCAGACCAUAAAAUUAUUCUGAAGUUGGAUUUAUUAUCUCAUGACGACUACGCUGACCACAAAGUAAAUGAACCUCCUAUUUUGCGUAACGAAGAUAAUCCAGACAAAUGGGUUCACAAUAUGAGUAAAAUGAAAGAUAGUAUGAAAACAGAUGCUUUAUCUUAUGGAAUAUUUUAUAAUCUAGAACCAGCAGCCGACAAAGAUCUUCUUAAAGGACAAAAUAAAAGGAAUUUUACCAAUAUAUGGUACGUUCCUCAGGAUCUGCCAUGUUGGGAAUUACCCCUCGUUUAUGGUGAAUUAGGAGAAAGAAAAGAUAAGUCUAAGGUGUUUCUGACAUACAACGGAAAACUAAUAAAUGUAUACGAUCCUUGGAUUGAGGCGCGACCAAAGUUCAAAGUAACGGAUGCACCGAUCUCUCAUUUCGUAAAUAAAUGGUGCGGAGUACAACCAUGUUUUGGUGACCAUACACUUUGUCUAUUCCCAAAUAAAGAUAUAUCAAAUGUUUGUGAUAAAGGAUAUACAGUAAAAACGCCAAAUAUUCUGGACCAAAGUAACAUUAUCAAUACCAUAAAUACCAUGCGUAAUCGUAUUGCCAACGGACUAAGUAUAAAAUAUGCACAUCUUCCCACCGCUGCUAACAUGAAACAAAUAAUAUAUGAUUAUGAUCUUCAAAAGAUUUCUGAAGCAUGGCUGCGACAAUGCUUGCCAGGAGCAGCUCCGUGUUCAGCCUUAGAUGGAAAAUCGGUUACGCAACUCGAAUGUACGAAAUACUCUAAAUUCUGCUGUUUAAAAUACUUCAAAACAGCCGUAAAAUGCACACCGCGUCAUGAAUGUUUUAUAGAUCCUGUCAUUGGCUGUCUUCACAUUUGGUUUUCUAGUGCCGGAAAGAAUUUAACUCCAGUAGAUGUCAGUUGUGGUCAUACAACAGUAUUAAAUUUUAACACUGUUCAAUUGCUUUGGGCUAAAACUGCGAAACUAGGGUGUGCCUAUGGCAUAAGAUCUAAUGGCGACGUGAGAAUUGUUUGUAAUUUUUCUCCAGGCGCUCCGUUUAUAUUAGACACACAACUAUACUGUGGUAUUAUAGCGCAUAAUGACUUAUCACAAUUCCGAGGUAAUGAAAACCUAACGGAUCUAAAUUUUUUGUCGACACUGGGAAUUAAAUGGAACCGUAUUAUCAAACUUCCAAAAAUAUUUCCCCCGGAUACAUUAAAAUUGGACAGUAAGCAAAUAUCUAAAAAUCACAAACCAACAUGGGGGGUGGACAGUUUGACCAAAAUAUACGAAGAGGGCUGGGUGAGGAAGAAUGUCAAUAAGAAACAGAAUGGAACGAAAAGUAUGAUCGCCCGUUUGGUAGCCAAAUUUGUGUUCAUCGAUAACAGUGAAUCUAAAUGUGAUACAGGUGAAUCUGUGUACGAAGCAGGUGAACCAGGAUCCAAGUGUACAGAAACAGGAGCCACUUACAACAGUCUCUGCUAUGAUUUCAAGGACCCUACACCUGGUUACAGACUGAUCGCUGUGGCGGCUCCCAUCACCCUUUUCUCGUUGAUAUUAUACGAUUUAUUUAGCGGUGUUGUCAGACAAACAAAUUAUUGA
This is a messenger RNA of Danaus chrysippus (African queen), 1929 nucleotides long. The record is from the annotation of a GenBank genome assembly. Lineage: Eukaryota; Metazoa; Arthropoda; Insecta; Lepidoptera; Nymphalidae.